Messenger RNA from Aspergillus clavatus NRRL 1, 2070 nucleotides. Its product is annotated as 1,4-alpha-glucan branching enzyme GLC3. The transcript has 8 exons. Gene Ontology annotation, molecular function: 1,4-alpha-glucan branching enzyme activity; cation binding; hydrolase activity, hydrolyzing O-glycosyl compounds. Gene Ontology annotation, biological process: glycogen biosynthetic process. Gene Ontology annotation, cellular component: cytoplasm. The coding region runs from base 1 to 2070 and encodes 689 amino acids. Lineage: Eukaryota; Fungi; Ascomycota; Eurotiomycetes; Eurotiales; Aspergillaceae. The record is from RefSeq and is a predicted model, not a curated record.
AUGGCUACGACGGACGUUUCUCAGCCAACACCCACCGACGGCACAGGUGUCGUCCAAUUGGAUCCCUGGCUUGAGCCUUUCAGCGAUGCUUUGCGACACAGGUACAGUCUGGUCGAGAAGUGGAUGAAGACAAUCAAUGAGGAUGAGGGUGGUCUGGACAAGUUCAGCAAGGGCUACGAGAAAUUCGGAUUCAACGUCAAUAGCAAUGGAGAUAUCACAUACCGGGAAUGGGCACCCAAUGCUGUCCAGGCAUCCUUGGUCGGUGAAUUCAACAACUGGGAUGUUACGGCGCAUCCGAUGAUGAAAGACAAAUUCGGCGUCUGGGAGAUCACGAUUCCCUCCAAGGAUGGCGUGCCAGCGAUUCCCCAUGACAGCAAGAUUAAGAUCGCGAUGGAUCUCCCCAGCGGCGAGCGAAUUUACCGGAUACCAGCCUGGAUCAAGCGGGUGGUCCAGGACCUCGAGGUUUCCCCCGUAUACGAGUCCGUCUUCUGGAACCCUCCUCAGGCUGAGCGAUACACAUUCAAGCACCCCCGCCCCAAGAAGCCCGAGAGUCUUCGUAUCUACGAGGCCCAUGUGGGCAUUUCGUCUCCUGAGACCAGGGUCGCAACGUACAAGGAAUUCACUGCGAACAUGCUCCCUCGGAUCAAGUACUUGGGCUACAAUGCGAUCCAACUUAUGGCCAUCAUGGAACAUGCCUACUACGCCAGUUUCGGCUACCAAGUGAACAACUUCUUCGCAGCAAGCAGUCGCUACGGUUCACCUGAGGACCUGAAAGAGCUCAUUGACACUGCACAUAGCAUGGGUCUGACAGUGCUUCUCGAUGUCGUACACAGCCAUGCGUCGAAGAACGUCGACGAUGGCCUGAACAUGUUUGAUGGAACAGACCAUCUCUACUUCCAUGAAGGUGGAAAGGGCCGCCAUGAGCUGUGGGACAGUCGGCUGUUCAACUAUGGGCACCAUGAGGUUCUGCGCUUCCUUUUGAGCAACCUGCGUUUCUGGAUGGAAGAAUACGGAUUUGAUGGCUUCCGUUUCGAUGGAGUCACGAGUAUGCUUUAUACGCACCAUGGAAUUGGGACCGGAUUCUCCGGUGGAUACCACGAGUACUUCGGUCCUUCGGUUGAUGACGAGGGCGUGAUGUACCUGACUCUUGCCAAUGAGAUGCUCCAUCAACUCUAUCCCAACUGUAUCACCGUGGCAGAGGAUGUAUCCGGAAUGCCAGCACUCUGCCUAUCCCAUUCUCUGGGAGGCGUUGGAUUUGACUACCGUCUCGCUAUGGCCAUCCCAGACAUGUAUAUCAAGCUUCUUAAAGAGAAGGCUGACAGCGACUGGGACAUGGGAAAUCUCGCUUUCACCCUCACCAACCGGCGCCACGGUGAGAAGACAAUCGCAUAUGCGGAAAGUCACGAUCAAGCUCUCGUCGGCGACAAGACCCUCAUGAUGUGGCUCUGCGACAAGGAAAUGUACACACACAUGUCUGUCCUCACUGAGCUCACCCCCGUCAUCGAGCGAGGCAUGGCCCUGCACAAGAUGAUCCGACUCGUCACCCACGGCCUGGGAGGAGAGGGCUACCUCAACUUCGAAGGUAACGAAUUCGGGCACCCGGAGUGGCUCGACUUCCCCCGCGCCGGUAACAACAACUCCUUCUGGUACGCACGUCGCCAGCUCAAUCUCACCGAGGACCAUCUCCUGCGCUACAAGUUCCUCAACGAGUUCGACCGCGGCAUGCAAACCACCGAAGAGAAGUACGGCUGGCUGCACUCGCCCCAGGCCUACGUCAGCCUCAAGCACGAAGUCGAUAAGGUCCUCGUCUUCGAGCGCGCCGGCCUGCUCUGGAUCUUCAACUUCCACCCCACAGAGAGCUUCACCGACUACCGCGUCGGCGUCGACAAGGCCGGCACGUAUCGCAUCGUCCUCGAUACCGACGCUCCAGAAUUCGGCGGCUUCGGCCGCAACGUCAAGGAUACCCGCUUCUUCACAACCUAUAUGUCCUGGAACGGCCGUGCCAAUUACCUGCAGGUCUAUCUUCCAACCCGGACGGCGUUGGUACUCGCUCUGGAAGAUACGCUGUAG